Mesorhabditis spiculigera is the source of this 708-nucleotide messenger RNA. Lineage: Eukaryota; Metazoa; Nematoda; Chromadorea; Rhabditida; Rhabditidae. The record is from the annotation of a GenBank genome assembly.
AUGCCAGUAAACGGGAAAGUGAUUUGUACAGGUAAAGCGCUUCAAGCCAAGUACAACUACCUGGUGCGACCGGUGCGGGUUCCACAGAAUCCUCUGAACGUCUCGAUGAAGGUGUUUCUGCAGCAGAUCAUCGACGUCAACGAGAAGGAUCAGCUGAUCGAGCUGAAUGCAUGGUUGCAAUUUAAAUGGAAAGACUACAGACUCCGAUGGAGCCCCAGCCGUUUCGACAACAUCACUUCGGUGCGCUUCGCGACCAGCGAAGAUGGCGGGCCACUCUGGAGACCGGAUGUAUUGCUUUAUAAUAGCGCGGCCGAUCAGUUUGACUCGAUGUUUAUGAGCAACAUGGUGGUGAGCAACACCGGGGAGGUACAAUGGGUACCGCCUGGGAUCUUCAAGGCCACUUGCAAGAUCGACAUCACAUGGUUCCCGUUCGAUUCACAAACGUGCUUCAUGAAAUUCGGCUCCUGGUCCCACCACGGGAAUUCCAUAGAUUUGCUGAUCGAUACGACGGAUUCAGGUGAAUCAAUCGACACGUCGACGUACGUCAGCAACGGCGAAUGGCUGCUUGUGGAUACACCCGCAAUCCGGGAGACGAUGUACUACGCAUGUUGCGACGAACCGUACCCAACCAUCAAGUUCUAUCUGUACAUUAAGAGGAGAACGCUGUUCUAUGCCUUCAACCUGAUCAUCCCUCGCUGCUCAUCGCCA